Molecule: messenger RNA, 1689 nt
Organism: Schizosaccharomyces cryophilus OY26
Lineage: Eukaryota; Fungi; Ascomycota; Schizosaccharomycetes; Schizosaccharomycetales; Schizosaccharomycetaceae
Product: DASH complex subunit Dad1
Exons: 1
Coding region: 56-289 (77 amino acids)
Cellular component (GO): spindle microtubule; mitotic spindle pole body; DASH complex
Source: RefSeq, a predicted model, not a curated record
UACUCUUUCAACUUACGCAUAUCGAUGAUACAUCCAACCGCUCUAAACAUUUAAAAUGGAUCAAAAUGAGCCAAUGGAUGAUUUGACUUUUGAAAGAAAGCGACGUUUACUGACUUUACAAAUCGGCAAAAGCAUGAAUGAAGUCGUGAAUUUGAUGUCUGUUUUGAAUAAAAAUAUGGAAGGCAUUAACGGGGUUGGAAAGGAAUUUGAAAACGUUGCCUCAUUAUGGAAAGGAUUUCACGACUCAAUAUUAGAAAAAAAAGACUUGGAUAUGCCGGACGCUACCUAAAGAAUUGUCCGAGAGUAUAAAAGGACGAACAGUGCUUUAUAUUCAGUGAAAACAAAUAGCUAAUUCCAUAUCUUCUAAGAAUGAGAAUGAAUGCUGUUUUGAAUGAUUGCUAACCCUUGUCGUUUGGGCUACUGUAACUGGAAAAGAGUCUCAUUUGUGUAUAUGUAUACACCAAGCGAGGUGCAGGUUUUUUCUAGCUCAUUUCUACUAUUCAUUUGGAUAUAAAUCACUUUCUGCAAAGCUCUCAAAAUCACACUUCCCUUGUUAGGUCUUAAUUUACCUCGGUACAAAUAGUACAGCAUGGGAAUCUAAUGAAUUCACGACUCUUAAAGAGGAAUAAAAGACUAUGUACAUUUUGAUCUAUUAAUAGUUUAACCUUGCUUCGCUCUAUCAGCAGGAAUUAUAAACUAGGUCUUUUAUUACAAAAAAGGGUUAUGAAGAGCUAUGAAUGUAUUGACGCUAUACUUUUUUCAGGAUCAAAAAAGAACAAAAAAUAGAUAUCCGUUAUUAAAAUAAACAACAUAGAAAACAAAGCCAUUGGACUUGCAAUCAUGUAUGAGCAAACGAUACAAAACAAAAAAUAAAAAAAAGGAAAGCAUCUUUCAUACGUUCGUUUCAAGGGGAAAGCAAGUUGACCCAAAUCAAUCAACAAAAAUAUUGGUCAUUAAAAUAGAUAAAUGGAGGAGCCAAAACAAUUCAUGAAACCUGAAUAAUUGAAGAGGAAAAAGAGAGAGAGAGAGGGAAGGUUUAAAGAAUGACACAUGAUCUUUUCGAAAAAGAAAAUGUCUUUUUCAUGGUUAAGCUUACAGCGAGAUGGAAUACAUCAUUGAUUCCUGAUGCUUCCUUUGCUGAGCAUUCCACAUAAGGUGAAUUUAUGGAUGAUGCUACAGAUUGAGCCUAAGUACUUUGUUAGAAAAAGGAAAGAUUAAUCUUUACACAAAAUACAACAUACCUGUUGAUAUGUUACAGGCGUAAGACCUUGAGUACGUAGAACCUCUUCAGCAUUUCUAUCCUUCCUUAGAUCAGAUUUGAGACCAACUAGCAUUGUGGGUGUCCGGGGACAGAAAUGCUGGACUUCCGGAAACCACUAGAAAACGAAAUGUUAGCAUAUACAAGAAAUUCAAUGAACAAAAGUUAGAUAUAAAAUGAAGCAUUGCAUUGCGUAGGUAAAAAAUAAGAUGUUCAAGCAUGUGCUUUCUAGCCUAUAUCGUUUAGUAGCUUACCUUUUCGCUAAUAUUAUGCAAUGAAGCAGGGCAAUCAAUUGAGAAACACAACAUGAUAACAUUGCUAUUUGGGUAACUUAGAGGACGAAGACGAUCAUAUUCUUCCUGUCCGGCCGUGUCCCAUAAAGCGAGUUCAAUGAUUUUGCCAUUAGGCUUAUAGGAGAAUUGUGUUAUGUA